Molecule: messenger RNA, 3972 nt
Organism: Pleuronectes platessa (European plaice)
Lineage: Eukaryota; Metazoa; Chordata; Actinopteri; Pleuronectiformes; Pleuronectidae
Gene: mtmr9
Product: myotubularin related protein 9
Exons: 11
Coding region: 58-1707 (549 amino acids)
Biological process (GO): negative regulation of autophagy
Source: RefSeq, a predicted model, not a curated record
UUUGUGAACGUACCAGCCUCGCCCGACAACCACAACAAACGAAAAGCUCAUCGGGUAAUGGAGUUUGCAGAGCUGAUAAAGACACCCCGGGUGGACGGGGUGGUCCUGCACCGGCCCUUCAUGCCCACCGUGGAGGGGACCCUGUGUCUGACUGGUCACCACCUCAUCCUCUCCUCCAGACAGGACAACACGGAGGAGCUGUGGCUGCUCCACUCCAACAUAGACUCCACAGAGAAGAGAUUUGUGGGAUCUCUAGGGAGCAUUAUUGUCAAAUGCAAAGACCUGAGGGUGAUCCAGUUGGACAUCCCCGGUAUGGAGGAGUGUCUCAACGUUUCCAGCUCCAUUGAGGCCCUGUCCACACUUGAUUCCCCACCCCUGAUGUACCCUUUCUUUUACCGGCCCAUGUUUGAGGUCAUAGAAGAUGGCUGGAAAUCUUUCCUUCCACAGAAUGCCUUCAAAGAUUUGGAGUCUAUGACUGAUGAGUGGCGGUUGAGUGAAGUCAACAAGGACUUUACCGUGUGCCCGACAUAUCCCCCUCUAGUGGCGGUGCCCAAAGACAUCGAUGACGACACACUAAGAAAAGUAGCUACCUUUCGUCACAGCGGCCGCUUUCCUGUACUUAGCUAUUACCAUAAAAAGAACGGCAUGGUGAUGAUGCGAGCAGGACAGCCUCUGACUGGAACCAAUGGCCGACGGUGUAAGGAAGACGAAAAGCUGAUCAACGCCACCCUGCGGCCCGGAAAACGUGGCUACAUCAUCGACACGCGCACCAUCAAUAUUGCUCAGCAGGCCAAAGCUCGAGGUGGAGGGUUUGAGUCCGAGGCUAACUACCCCCAGUGGAGGAGGAUCCACAAGACCAUUGAAAGGGCUAAUGUCCUCCAGGAGGGUCUGAUAAAGCUGGUAGAAGCAUGUAACGACCAGUCACACAGCAUGGACCGCUGGUUAAGCAAACUGGAGGCUUCCAGCUGGCAGACUCAUGUCAAGGAGAUCCUCACCACUGCUUGUCUGGCUGCUCAGUGUAUUGACAGGGAGGGAGCAUCAGUGCUCGUUCAUGGUACCGAAGGGACAGACUCGACUCUGCAGGUGACUUCCUUGGCUCAGAUCAUCCUCGAUCCAGCCUGCAGGACCAUCAGAGGCUUCCAGGCCCUGGUGGAGCGAGAGUGGCUCCAGGCGGGUCACCCGUUCCAGCAGCGCUGUGCCCAGUCGGCCUACUCCAACAACAAGUCCCGCCAAGAGGCGCCUGUCUUCCUGCUCUUCUUGGACUGUGUGUGGCAGAUCCUUCGCCAGUUUCCCUGCUCCUUUGAAUUCAGCGAGAGUUUCCUGGUGCUGCUCUUCGAACACGCCUAUGCUUCUCAGUUUGGUUCUUUCCUGGGAAACAGUGCAGCCGAAAGAGCCAAACUAUCUCUGCCUGAGAAGACCGUGUCCCUUUGGUCAUGGGUGAAUCGGCCCCAGGAGCUGGAGCGUCUCACGUACCCGCUCUAUGAAGCCAACAGUCUGGUGAUCUGGCCCUCUGUGGCCCCUCAGAGCCUUCUGCUUUGGGAAGGUGUGUUCCUUCGCUGGAACCGCUCCCCCAAGUGUUUGGACGAAGCCUAUGAAGAAAUGGUUCAUAUAAUUGAAUACAACAAGGAGCUGCAGAACAAAGUAAACACCCUCCGCAGGCAGCUGGCCCAGCUGGAAACUGAAGAUCCUCUGCUUCAAACACCAUAGCGGGUGUGGCAGAGACUGACGGAGGUAGACAAUGUAAAAAAAUGUAUACAGAUAUAAAAGCAGAUGUGAUUCAGUCUGGUUUUAGGCUUCUUGUGCUGAUUGUUUUUACUUUCUUUCCCUGAUCACAUGAAAAAGGGAAGUGACAUAGACCCUAUGACUCCACUAGGUGAACUCCUGUAAGCUGUUAUUCUGGGAAAUGACUGGAACAUUGGGUCAGGAAAAGUUUUCUUUUCAAAUUGACAUUUUCUAGACGUGCAACUUUGUUUCUUAUUUAGUCCCGUGUCCGUUGCAUGCUAGAAAAUAAAUUAAAACAUCCACUCAAACUCUCCAGACAUCUCCCUGCUGUAUUUUGCUUGCAGGGUGGUAGGAAAGGUUGUUAGGAGAGAAUAUGAGGAGCAUCUGACUCGGACAUUUGCCUUCUUCGGAGAUUCAGUGCAUGUCUUAAAGCAGCUUCACUGACUUUCAUUCACACACGCAGAUAUCUCGAGUGAGUUAGGCCUUUUAACCCCAAAACCUAGAAGUCAGGCUGCUGACUGUUCAUGGGCAUUCAUCUUGUAGAGGGGAAAGAGAUACAGGGGCAUUGGAAGGACAGUAUGAGAGGUUCACUUACGUUGGGCUACACGUUUUUCUUCUAACCAUCCUGUUGAAUGUACAUGCAGCUGAAGCACUGCAGCGUAACUAUGGCAACAUAUAGGUAGCUGUAAAGCAGAAUGUGGCUGCUACACGUUCAGAUGAUAUAAUAAGCGUAGGAAGGGUCAACACCCACUGUGCUUUACAAUGAGGCGCUUGUUUAAUACGAUGCUUAGCAAAAUAUCCUGAUUGUUGUACGUUUGUCAGAUCAUCACUUUUUACAUUCCAGUAGCAUGAACACUGAGUUUACACAAACUAAUAACAUGGAAAGAUUCAUUUGAUAAAACCUCACACCUUUGAAAUGCCAUUGUUUUCAAUCUCAUCACGGAUAAUAGUAAACUACUGUAAUAUGUUUGAGAGGAAAAUAAUGGCAUGGAGGGUUCUGUUGUCAUGGUUACGGCAACACGCCCCCUGAUUAUCAGCGAGACCUGAGGAUGGUGAUCACAUGGAGAUGUGUCUGCGUCAUGUGAGAUGCUGUUUUAAAGAACACUUUAUAUAUUGGUUGCUAAUAUUAUACAAACAUUGUUGUGUUGGAAUACAUCAUUCAUCAAAUUGCAUAUCCCUGCUGUUUUGUGGUGUAACGUUCAAAGCUAAUGCACUUUGUCUGAAAAGCAUUUCAAUUAUUCAAUGUGUGAAGCCAAUAUACUAAACUUCCAUAUGGGAAACAUGAUUAUCCUCUAAUUAUAAUUUUUGCAAUUAGCAUUAUUUUCUGUUUAAAGCGCUCAUCAGCAGAUGCUAUCCAAGACAGUAGAUGUCUUAAUAUUAAGUGUAAAAAGAUGCUAAUAUAUUCAGCUAAUGUAUACACAAACUCGUUAACUUGAAUUCUGUGUCAUUGGAAAGUUCACAUCUGUGUCAACUCCUGCAUCCUAAGUUACACUUUUCCCACCGAGCCCGAACUCAUCAUUACGAAAGCCACGGGUCUGGAAACCAGUAUAUGGCUGAAACCCAGUUGUUUGUUCUCAAGCUUAAAUUGCACUGUCAUUAGAGAAGCAGCUAAACAUGUUUAAAACGACCUGACCUAAAUUCUGCUGGCAUGGCGACAUCAAAGAUCAUCCUCCCCAGUGCCGCCCGAGGAUAAAAGCUUUUUGUGGCCUUAAACUAUAAAUACAACUUAACUGUCAACUCAAGGAUGAAAGAGACGAUGUUUGGGUAAAAUUUGAUCCAGUUUUCAUCGUUGCCCUUUUGCCAGUAUUUUCAUCAUCUUCCCUGCCAUCUUCAUCUAUUCCAUGUUUGCUACCAGAAUAAUGUAAUAUUCACACUACGCCCCUCUGCUUUGUAAAGGGAAUGUUUACAUGUAUAUUUCGUGUCUGCACUCUAUAACAUUCCAUUCAACCAAAAACACGUGCUGGAUGCUUCUUGUGCAAAUGAACGGCACAGUGAUUUAUUAUUAUAAACUCACGUCUUGUGUUACUCUUCAAUACGAUUGUUGCUUCGUCAAAAAGUCAACAAAACUCAAACAGGCUGCUGUUGUUGUUAUUGUUGUACUUUUCGACUUUUGUGCAAUGUCUAACUGUGAAAUCAGACUACAAAAUAUGCAUUUGUUUUUUUUCUCUGUAAAAUUACAUUAUUGUUCAAAUUCUGAUUUUAUAUUAUUAUUUAAGUUUCAAGCCAUUAAAAAAUCUAGCUGAAAAGACA